CAAAUAGUUUCGGCUCGCCUAGUCAACUUCAGUUACACGGCUGCGUCAAAAGUUUCUGGUAUGAAGAUGAGGACUCUUCUUUUUGUGGUUAUUCUUGGACUUCUUGCUGUUGUCCACUCAACACCUGUUAAUACUGUGACCCAGCUCCCCGCCAAAGCUGAGGAUGAAGUCUUUAGAGAAGCCGUGACGGACGGCUUCCUCGUCGAUAACUUUUUAAGCACUACAAGCGCACUCGAAUCACCCGAAACAAACACAACCGUUCAGGCGUCCCAGCAGCCGACCUCUGACUCCAAAGAGAGCGACGCGAUUGAGGGCAGUGAAUCGGAGGCCAGCGACAAGUCCACGACCCCCGUGUCCCUCCAGUUUGGAACCACAACUGUUUCACAUGCUCUGAGCUCUGCCUCCACAGUGUUGCCAAGGGACACUGACGACUCCAGUUCAGAUUCAUCCACCACCCAAAGCCCUCAGUCUAGCUUGGCCUCAGUGCCGAAAGAAGCCCAGCCAAGCGUCACCCCGGACCACAUCUCGGCCUCUCAAACCACUGACCCCGCUGUCUCCACCUUUGACUUCCUGAACACCCUGAGUUCUGACUCAGGGUCUGGAUUUCAAUCGAAUGACGUGUACUUCACUACUACUAUGAGUUCCAGUAUGAUCUCCAGCUCCAACACAGAAACUAGCACCACAUCAUCAACCUCCACGGCUGCUUUGAUCAGACGAAAGGUUCCAGAAUUUUUGGCAAGAAGCGAAGGCUCAGGCUCAGGAUCAGAGGAAGAACCCACAUUACUCGGUGAAGAGGAAAUGGAUUCUAUAAAGAAAAAAGGGCGAAUGCCGAAUUUUUUCAAUGAUGUUCAAGCAAGCCAAGAAAAAGCAGAGCACAUUAAGCCGGCACCCAUCAAAGCAGGCGGUACACCAGGAUGGAUGAUCAUCAUUGGUUUUAUUGUCGGUCUUGCAGCACUGGUAAUGCUCUUCGUCGCCAUCGCCACAAGAGACAAGUGGAAUGGACCGAGCCAGGCAUCCCAGGGCGAGGACAAAUCAAACUCCUCAAACCAGCAGAGGGAGCUGGAGAUGGAGACGUUCCUGCACAAAGACAAUCCCAAGGAGAACGGACACACGGGAGAGUACACAGUCGUCCCCCUAGAAGAGCUUUCAGAGAAACAUUCAUCACACUGAGGUUCAGAAACAUGACCCUCUGGAGGCAUGAGACUCAUCACAGAACCACAAGACUGUGUAUGAAGCAUAUUUGAUCAGAACAAACCUGUCGGGGCUGUUGAGCAAAAAGGUUUCUGCGGACUUUCACAGCUCUGAGCCCAGUCCCCAAAACUCUUAUCAUAUCUUUACAUUGAAACAACAAUAUUCUGGUUGAUGCUUUUAUUGUAUUGUAUUAACUGUAUUAACUGGUCGGGUAAGUUCCACAAAUGCCCUUUAUUUCAAGUCUUUACUGUGUUUUUCUUGUAAAUAUUGUUUUUAACUUACAGGUCUGUUAAUGGAUGGACACAAGGAAAAGUAUGUGUCCAGCAUGGUGAAUUUUUUUUUUUUUUGUGAAGUGUCCUUAUCAUGAAUAAUAUUUGAAAUCGUUUUGUAAUAAAGUGAUGUGCUGUGGAUUGCAACUUAUAUUAAGCUGUUCUGUUGUUUCCCCCACAUUUUAUUAAAGAAGCUGUGUACUGAACAGUGCUCAGAUAACU
Molecule: messenger RNA, 1682 nt
Organism: Anarrhichthys ocellatus (wolf-eel)
Lineage: Eukaryota; Metazoa; Chordata; Actinopteri; Perciformes; Anarhichadidae
Product: papilin-like
Exons: 5
Coding region: 61-1170 (369 amino acids)
Source: RefSeq, a predicted model, not a curated record